Messenger RNA from Paramecium octaurelia, 261 nucleotides. The record is from the annotation of a GenBank genome assembly. NCBI's taxonomy places the organism in Eukaryota, Ciliophora, Oligohymenophorea, Peniculida, Parameciidae.
AUGCUUGGUUAAUAUAAUGAAGCAAUCAUUUGGGUAGAUAAAGCAUUGUAAGUAGAUCCAAAGCAUUGUCUUUCAUUUUUUACUAAAGGUAUAAUGAUAUUGUAAUUUAUUAGCUGAGAGUUUAAAGAUGCUUGGUCAAUAUAAUGAAGCAAUCGUUUGGGCGGAUAAAGCAUUGUAAGUAGAUUCAAAGCAUUGUCUUUUAUUAUAUACGAAAGGUAUGAUGUUUUAUAAUUUGAAGGUGAUUCAUUAAAUACAAUUUGA